Clarias gariepinus (North African catfish) is the source of this 2102-nucleotide messenger RNA. Its product is annotated as tripartite motif-containing protein 16-like. The coding region runs from base 64 to 1488 and encodes 474 amino acids. Lineage: Eukaryota; Metazoa; Chordata; Actinopteri; Siluriformes; Clariidae. The record is from RefSeq and is a predicted model, not a curated record. The transcript is spliced from 5 exons. Gene Ontology annotation, molecular function: protein binding; zinc ion binding.
AGUCGUCAUUUCAGAGAAAAAAACUAAACAAAUCCGUCUCUCUCAGUGUGUGAGUGCAGGAAAAUGGCUGAGGCCAGUAUUUCAGUAGAUCAGGAUCAGUUCAUCUGUGCUGUGUGUCUGGAUCUCCUGAAGGAUCCGGUGACUCUCCCCUGUGGUCACAGUUUCUGUAAGGUGUGUAUUAAUGGCUGCUGGGAUCAGGAGGAUCAUAUUAGUGCUUCCAGAUGUCCUCAGUGCAGAGACAUUUUCACUACAAGGCCUGAUCUACGCAGAAACAACAUGCUGGCUGAAGUGGUGGAGAAACUGAAGAAGAAGACUAAAGUCCAAGCUGCUUCUCCUGCUCACUGUUACGCUGAACCUGGAGAUGUGGAGUGUGAUUUCUGCGUAGGGAGAAAACGGAAAGCCCCCAAGUCCUGUCUGACGUGUCUGGCUUCUCUUUGUGAAACUCAUCUGAAACCUCACCUAGAAGUUCCUGCUUUAAAAAAACACAGAUUAGUUGAAGCCUCAGAAAAACUCGAAGAGGAGAUCUGCUCUGAACAUCACAAGCUUAUUGAGAUAUACUGCCGUACUGAUCAAAGUGGGAUUUGCUCAUUGUGCAUGUUGGAUAAACAUAAAGGCCAUGACGCUGUUGUAGCGGAAAGAGCUAAGAAGCAGCUGAGUGCACAGACAGCAGUGGCAAGUCGAGCUGGACGACUCAUGGAACAACUAGAGGAUGAACUUUUUCAUCUUCCGCAGGCUUUUGCUUCUGAGCAACGUUCUCUCACAUCUGAAAGACCAGAUUCUCGUAUAUCCAGCAUCAGUGUCCAUCAAUAUCUCUCAUUUGAUGGAGUGGUGAAUUCAUUCUCAGAUCUGAAGAAGAGACUCGAGAAAUAUGUGGAAGAAGUUCAGAUUUUUCUCUCAGAGCCACGGAGCAGAGAUGAGUUUCUGAAAUAUUUCUGUUAUCUGACUCUGGAUCCCAACACGACACAUCAAGAAUUCAUUCUUUCUGAGAACAACAGAGUGGUGAAAUACAGUGAGAGAGAGCAGCAGUACCCUGAUCAUCCAGAUAGAUUCGAUUUCUGGCCUCAUGUGUUGAGUAAGGAAAGUGUGAGUGGACGCUGUUACUGGGAGGUGGAGUGGGAAAGUGACAUAGGUGUGGCAAUAGCAGUUGUAUAUAAGGGGAUCGGCAGAAAAGGACCGGCUGAGGAGUAUAAGUUUUCAAGUAACAAUCAGUCCUGGAGUCUGGAGUUUCCCUCUGCGUCUUCUUCCUGUUUCUAUCACAACAGCAUUAAGACUGAUCUCAGCGCUCCAUCAUCCUCCAGAAUAGGAGUGUAUGUGGAUCACAGUGCAGGAACUCUGUCCUUCUACAGCGUCUCUGACACGAUGACGCUCCUCCACAGAGUCCGCACCACAUUCACUCAGCCUCUGUACGCUGGGUUUGCAUUCUACAAUUGUGGUGGGUCUGAGUCAGGACGAAUUAUAAGGCUAUGUGAUCAACAAUGGUCAACCUGAUUUAUAAUGUUUAUAUGGCAAUGCUUUAAAAUCUGCCUCAUUAAGAUGAUAACUAUAUACAUCGUACAUACAUUGUAAAACCUUUAAGAUUCAGUUAUUAUGAUAUGAUAUGAUAUGAUAUGAUAUGAUAUGAUAUGAUACGAUACUAUAUUUAAAUUGUUAUUGUUUUUAAAUUGUACAAUGGUUACCAAAAGUGUUAAGACAACAUACAGUUGCAAUCAAAAUUAUUCAACUUCCAUUAAAAAUUUGUUUUUUGACUUGCAGCUGGUUGUAAUAAAUAAGUGAAUUGAGAGCAAUUUAAAUACUACAACACAACUAAUAUAACAAGUGUUUUCUUCAAAUUCAACACAAAAAUGCUACUUUAAAUAAUUACGACAGUAUGAAAUUAUUCAACCCCCUGAUAAAAAACAACUCCAGUACUUUUCUAGUGAAAAAAGUUUCAUGUAUUAUAAAUAUAUACAUUUGCAAUACAGUGGUAUAUAAUUCUGUGUGUACUACAUUAUAUAACCAAGUAGUUUUUAUUAACCACAAAGAAAGGGAGUGGUGGCUCAGGUGGCUAAGGCUCCAGUUUGUGGAUUUGAGGAAAUGAGUAUCCGGGUUUAAGCCCCACCAUC